This is a messenger RNA of Pimephales promelas (fathead minnow), 4667 nucleotides long. RefSeq names its product ATPase copper transporting beta (gene atp7b). NCBI's taxonomy places the organism in Eukaryota, Metazoa, Chordata, Actinopteri, Cypriniformes, Leuciscidae. Gene Ontology annotation, biological process: monoatomic cation transport. Gene Ontology annotation, cellular component: membrane. Gene Ontology annotation, molecular function: ATP hydrolysis activity; ATP binding; copper ion binding. The record is from RefSeq and is a predicted model, not a curated record.
AAGCGGGGCGCAAAACCUGCGGAGAUUUAAAUGCGCACGGACCGUCACGCCACUCGACAAUCCUUUCACUCAACAGCAGCGAUAUGCCACAAACUUGCGCUUUUUGUUUUUCGAUUGUUGGUUAAAGAAGGGUAAUCUAAAGUAAAGUCCUAGGACUACUGGAACACCACAAUGAAUAAACUCAGUCCUUUCAGUAAUCUUGCCAAGUUUAUCUCAAAGUCGCCUGAUAAUGGGCCAGUCAGUGUGGAGAAGCUCUGCUUGGAAGACUGCAAACCUUUGUGCCGCUGCGGGCCGGACCUUUGCGUUUGUACUUCCUCACAAAAUAGUAAAGGACCGAAGGAAUAUAAGGAGAAAGGAAGUCCACAGGAGGGCUGGACCCCUGAAAAACAUGCUUUUGAUAACCUUGGUUAUGAAUCAGAGGGCCCCAAUGGAUUGAAACAGACUUUGGGGCACCAAUCAGUGGUCGAGGAGACUGAGGUGAAGAUCCAGGUGCAGGGAAUGACAUGUCAAUCAUGUGUUCGUUCUAUUGAGGAGCGCAUUGGAAGUCUUCAAGGUGUUGUUGGCGUCCAGGUGUCUUUGAGCGAUAAAGAAGCCUCUUUGAGGUUUAACCCUGCGAAGGUUACACCUGAGGAUUUGAGAAAACAUAUUGAGGAUAUGGGGUUUGAUGCGUCACUUCUGGUGUUGCCAAGCCAACUACAACCUUCGACGACUGAUUGGUCUGAUGUGACAUUGGGUGUAGAAGGGAUGCAUUGCGGGUCAUGUGUGAAGAACAUAACAGACACCUUGACGGGAAUGUUAGGUGUGAACGCUGUAUUCGUUUCAUUGGAAAAAGGAAGCGUGGAUCUUAGAUUCGACCCAUCUCUGCUAACCCUGGAGACAGUUAAAGGGUUCUUAGAGGAGAUUCCACCAGGGAAUUUUAGGGUUUCCAUUCCUGGUUGGAACUCUACACUGAAUUCCACUAAAAUUCCACUCCAGGGGGUCACCAUUGGAAUUGAAGGGAUGACAUGCAACUCUUGUGUUCAAGCCAUAGAGGGAAUUGUGUCCCAGAAAGCUGGGGUACGCUCCAUAAAAGUUUGCUUAGAGGAAAAGAAUGGAAUUGUAACAUUUGACUCCAGCGUGACCUGUCCAGAAGAACUGCGGGCAGCAAUUGAGGACAUGGGAUUUGAAGCGUGGCUGGAUCAAGAUUCUGGAGUUUGUGAAGUUCCUUCAAGCAGCCAGAUAUCAAGUGGUGUGAAACACCUGCCCUCACAAGGCCACACAUCCAAAUCUGCUCUAAGUGAAAUUACCAAAGAUAAACUCUGUGGCUCAGAGGGAAGAGAGACACGGAAAUGUUUUGUUCAUGUGACAGGAAUGACCUGUGCAUCCUGUGUGGCUAACAUUGAGAGAAACUUGUUGAAACAUGAAGGUGUUAAAUCCGUACUAGUCGCCCUGAUGUCAGGAAAGGCAGAGGUAAAGUAUGAUCCCGGGGUUUUAAACCCAGCACAGAUCGUCCAACUUAUCUCCCGUUUAGGAUUUGGUGCCUCAGUGAUGGAAGAGAAUACAGUCCAGGAUGGUGUCUUGGAUCUCUCUGUCACCGGUAUGACGUGUGCUUCCUGUGUCCAUAACAUUGAGAGCAGACUUUUAAGGACAAAGGGAAUUCUGGAAGCCUCUGUUGCUUUGGCGACAAACAAAGCUCAUGUGAAAUUUGACUCGGAUUUGAUUGGCUCUCGAGAUAUCGUUCGAAUUAUCGAGGGUUUGGGUUUUGGUGUGUCUUUAAUAAAAAACGAGGGACUGAACAACACACUGGACCACCAAGCGGAAAUUCGCCAAUGGAAGCAUUCGUUUCUGUUCAGCCUGGUGUUUGGGAUCCCCGUGAUGGGUCUGAUGAUCUACAUGAUAGUGAUGGACAGUCAACACAAGGAGCAUGGUGGAUCCAUGCCUGUGGACCAGAACAUCCUACCUGGUCUAUCCAUCAUCAACUUGGCCUUCUUCCUGCUCUGCACACCUGUUCAGUUUCUAGGUGGCCGAUACUUCUACAUACAAGCAUACCGUUCGCUAAAACAUGGUGUAGCCAACAUGGAUGUGCUCAUUGUCUUGGCAACCACCAUUGCAUACGUGUAUUCAUUCAUUGUGCUGAUCGUGGCCAUGAUUGAAGGAGCCAAACAGAGUCCUCUGACAUUCUUCGAUACGCCUCCGAUGCUUUUUGUGUUCAUCGCUCUAGGACGCUGGCUGGAGCAUGUUGCUAAGAGUAAAACUUCUGAGGCUCUGGCUAAACUCAUGUCACUUCAGGCCACAGAUGCCACUAUAGUGUCCCUGGGCCGAGACAACAUCAUCAUCAGCGAAGAGCAGGUAUCUGUGGAUCUGGUGCAGAGAGGUGACGUGGUAAAGGUGGCACCAGGGGGGAAGUUCCCUGUUGACGGGAAGGUCAUUGCAGGCACGUCUAUGGCAGAUGAGUCCCUUAUCACUGGAGAGCCAAUGCCGGUCAUUAAGAAACCAGGCAGUUGCGUGAUUGCAGGCUCGAUUAACGCUCAUGGAGCUCUACUAGUGAAAGCCACCCAUGUAGGGUCAGAGACCACGCUCAGCCAGAUAGUUAAACUAGUGGAAGAGGCACAGACAUCAAAGGCACCGAUUCAACAGUUAGCCGACAGAUUGAGUGGCUAUUUCGUUCCGUUCAUAGUGGUCAUCUCUUUGCUAACAGUGGUAGCAUGGCUCAUCAUUGGCUUUCUGGACUUUGACAUUGUGGCAAAGUAUUUCCCUGGUUAUGAGCAAAACAUCUCCCGAACAGAUGUGAUCGUCCGCUUUGCCUUCCAGGCCUCCAUCACAGUUCUGUCCAUUGCGUGCCCCUGCUCUCUGGGUCUGGCAACCCCUACUGCUGUUAUGGUGGGCACAGGGGUGGGCGCUCAGAAUGGCAUUCUCAUAAAGGGCGGAGAACCCCUAGAGAUGGCCCACAAGGUUGGGGCUGUUAUGUUCGAUAAGACGGGCACCAUCACUAAUGGUGUGCCGCAGGUGACCCGAGUACUGGUUCUGUGGGACCGAGCAAGGCUUCCUCUUCGGAAGGUUCUGGCUGUGGUGGGCACCGCUGAGGCCAGCAGUGAACAUCCACUGGGCAUAGCUGUCGCAAAGCAUUGCAAAGAGGAGUUGGGAACAGAAACUCUGGGCUCCUGCCAUGACUUCCAGGCUGUUCCAGGCUGUGGAAUCAGUUGUAAAGUCUCCAACAUUGAGGAUCUGCUGCAGAACAGUCCAAAGACACAAGAAACAAACACACCCGCAGCAAAGCAAACACCACUUGUCACUAUCCAAGGAGCCACCACAGAUGAGAGCAGCUUGGUGGCGGGCACAGAUUCUUGGUCAGAUUGCCCCUCCUACUCUGUUUUGAUCGGGAACAGACAGUGGAUGUUACGGAAUGGUUUGGAGGUCACAUCUGAUGUGGAUGAUGCCAUGAGCAGCCACGAGACUAAAGGACAGACGGCCAUACUUGUGGCCAUUGAUGGUGUCUUGUGUGCUAUGUUAGCCGUGGCAGAUACUGUAAAGCCAGAGUCGGCUCUAGCUGUUCACACGCUGUGCAGUAUGGGAAUAGAGGUCUUCAUGAUCACAGGAGACAACAGACGUACAGCCCGGGCCAUCGCCACACAGGUUGGCAUCAGGAAGGUGUUUGCAGAAGUCUUGCCCUCCCAUAAAGUGGCAAAGGUCCAGGAAUUGCAGGAAAGAGGUCUGAAAGUUGCAAUGGUGGGCGAUGGGGUCAAUGACUCGCCCGCUCUUGCCCAUGCUGAUCUAGGCAUCGCCAUAGGAACGGGCACUGAUGUUGCCAUUGAGGCAGCAGGUAUUGUCCUUAUACGGAAUGAUCUACUGGAUGUGGUGGCCAGUAUCGAGUUGUCUAAAAAAACAGUGCAGAGAAUCCGGAUAAACUUUGUGUUCGCUCUCAUUUAUAACUUGCUUGGCAUCCCUGUUGCAGCAGGUGUGUUCAUGCCUGUCGGGCUGGUGCUGCAGCCGUGGAUGGGCUCUGCUGCGAUGGCAGCUUCCUCUGUCUCAGUGGUGCUCUCCUCUCUACUGCUGCGACUCUACAAGAAAACAUCAGUGGAGGAGUACGAGUCCAGAGCUCAGAGACAUAAGUUCAGUCUGAGUCCAUCUCAGGUCAGCACCCACGUAGGACUGGAAAACCGUCGCUGUAGCCCUCUUUCAUUCCGCCGAAGUUUGGACAGACGCUCAGGCUCCUCCUCCCUGAAAUCAAACUCCUCCCACUCCUCCACAACACAAGCACACAGCACCUGGGGAAGGAACAUUGUGUAAAGCAACUAGCCAAGACUAGACUUCAUCAGAUGACAGUUUGCCGGAAAUAUUUUUAUCAUAGAAUGUCAUAUAAAUUAAAAAAUGUACAAUUUUUAUAUAAUUUUACAACUAUAGAUUUAUGAUACUGUUGCUGCAAUUACUGUUGUUUGAUAGCAGGAAUUUAGCAUGGAAGCUUUCCCCAUGCAUAUUUCGGAAAAGGUUCAAAUUAGGUGAAUCACUCACCGCAAUUGUGUAAGCUGUCUACCACCAAUUUUACCCUUUUUUAAGUUGUCUGCUGUCUAUUUGAAUCAGGAUUAAUGAUAUCAACAUUGUCUUUUUAUUGCACCAGAGAACAACAAUGCGUCUAUGAUCAUGCAUGUAAAACCUUUUUAAUUUUGUACUAAAAGGGUCAUGAAAAAUGA